This is a messenger RNA of Astyanax mexicanus (Mexican tetra), 1749 nucleotides long. It is a transcript of the gene mtrf1, whose product is annotated as mitochondrial translational release factor 1. The coding region runs from base 320 to 1621 and encodes 433 amino acids. The record is from RefSeq and is a predicted model, not a curated record. The transcript is spliced from 9 exons. NCBI's taxonomy places the organism in Eukaryota, Metazoa, Chordata, Actinopteri, Characiformes, Acestrorhamphidae. Gene Ontology annotation, molecular function: translation release factor activity. Gene Ontology annotation, biological process: translational termination.
CGUCACACAUCCUCCAUGUGUGUACCCUUGUAUACUGUUCUCGUGUGUUACAGUUAAUUUAUUUAUAAUAUGUUGUAGUAAAGUAGAGAAGCUGUGUUGCAGUGAUCUGCAGGCCUGAUUGGGCUGUUUUUAAUCUAUAAACUAUAUAGCGAGUUUUAUAUAGUGAGUGUUUAUUUAAUUUUAGGGCAGCGCGUGUUUCAGAAAUGAUAGAUAACUAGAUAGUUAAGUAACUUAGGUUAGUUAUAUAGUUAUCCAAUCUGCUGUGUUGUGUAGUUUUACAUGGACUGGCUGAAGAAAACCCAUCAGAAACAGAGAGGAGAUGAGUGCACAGAGAUGGGUCCGGCUGUGUGUGGCCGCGGGGACAGUCUUCUCACCGCUGGCCCGGAGAAGGGCAGGAGCAGCCCGGGCGCUGGGGCUCGGCGGCGGCGGCGGGGUGGUGCUCCUCUCCCGCAUGCUGUGCUGUAAAGCGGAGGAGCUGCUGAGGAACGAGGCGGUGCAGAAACACCUGAAGCGGCUGCUGCAGGAGUACAGGACUAUCUCCAGUAGUUUACAGAGCGAUACCGGGAGCGACUCGGACAGGAGGGCUUUAAACCGGAGGCUGGUGGAUCUGUCCUCUGUAGUGAACACGUUUGAAAGCUGUGAAGCAGCUUUAUCUGAGUUAGCGGAGGUUGAAGCUCAUCUACAGAGUACCACAGAUGGAGGGACUGAAGAUAAACAAAUGGUGGAACUACUAAGAGAAGAACAGCAGGAAAUUGAAAAAAAGAUUAAAAAGUUAAAUAGAAAAUUGAUACAGACACUGGUUCCGAGUGAUGAGCACGACAGCAGUAAUGUAAUUCUCGAGGUUGCAGCAGGAAGAACUACAGGAGGUGACAUCUGUCAGCAGUUCACUCGAGAGGUGUUUGAUAUGUAUCAGGGCUUUGCCAGCUAUAAGGACUGGGAUUUUGAAGUGUUUAAUUACACUGAAGCUGAUUACGGGGGUCUUCAUCAUGCAGCAGUGAAGAUUUCAGGAGAGAAUGUGUAUCGCUGGUUGAAGUUUGAGGGAGGAACACACAGGGUCCAAAGGAUUCCUGAGGUUGGACUCUCAUCCCGCAUGCAACGUAUCCAUACUGGAACCAUGAUGGUUAUAGUCCUGCCACAACCCAGUGAUGUGGACAUAGCCAUAGAUCCUAAAGACCUGCGAAUAGACACUUUCAGAUCGAGAGGGGCCGGUGGUCAGAGUGUCAACACUACAGACAGUGCUGUCCGGAUAGUUCACCUGCCCACAGGAACUGUAGCAGAAUGCCAGCAGUCUCGCUCUCAGCUACAGAACAGGGAGUUGGCUAUGCGUGUGCUCAAAGCUCGGCUUUAUCAGAGCACCGUGGGCCGACAGGUGGAGGAGAGUCACACAGCACGGAAACAGCAGGUUGGUACUCGAGCACAGUCAGAGAGGAUACGAUCUUACCAUUUCAGCCAGGACAGAGUGACGGACCACCGGAUUGGCUAUGUGUCUCGUGACAUAAAGGAGUUUAUGAGUGGUGGUGAGCUGCUGGAGGAUCUCUUAUUACAGCUACAGGAGAACGCAGAGACCGAGGCUCUUCUGGAGCUGGUGAAGAACACACCACCCCGUCAUGCUGAUGGGUAAUUUUGUGUUGUGAGGCACUGGGUUACAUUGAACGUCUGUAUUAUAUAUGAAUGCAUAUUCUGUAAAAUGUUUUUUUGUGUUUCUCUGGAGGAUUAUUUGCACAAUAAAUAACUUAUAAUAACUUUGCA